CAUUUAAUUUAUUUUCUUUGGGCCGAAGCAAACAGAAACACAAGCCGCAAACCCAAACCGCCUUCGAGGGUCAUUUAGGUAAUUUCAGGCUCCCCCAAAUUCCACGCAUAAAAGCUUUUCGCCGACGUACAAACCCCUGAUUCUACGAGUUUUCUUGACUUCUGUGAGUCAUUUCGAUCUCGAUCAAGCUCGAAGCUCUAGAACCCAUGGCUGCCAACGCCGCAACACAGAAGAAGCUCGUCCAAUCGGUCACCGUUAGGGUUCCGACCCAGACGCAUUCUUCGUCGUCGUCUUCUUCAGCGAGCCGUAGAAGCGUCUGCAGUCGCGGGUCGGGUUGUUGCUCUGUGCGCAAUCGGAUCCACUACCCGUCCAAUUUCAAGCGGAGCGCGGCUCCGGCUCGGGUCAUGUUCUUCCAGAACGGGUCCUGGAACGACUUGCCGGAUCACGUCAUUGAAAUUCUGCGUUCGGGUUUCGUGGAGCGCAAGGCGGUGGUCAGCGUUGAAAUUGAGGGGUCAACUUUCUUGUUUGACUUCAUGCGGAUGUUGCAGAUUGAUUCGGGCACUGGAGCUCAGAGAUCGAUUGCUUGGAUUGACGAAAACGGCAAGUGUUUUUUCCCUGUGGCGUUUGUUUGCGAGGAUUUGAAGGACGGGUCGGAUAGUCUGGAUAGUCCGAAGAGAAGUAUCGAUAAUCGGGUUGUCGUCCCGGGUCGGGUUUUGGGUAAGAGAAAGACAGAUGAGGUCCAUGAAGACGAAGUGACCUCGUCGAUACGGCAGCGUAUUGUGGACAAGAGUUCACCGUGGCCAAACAUGAAGUUGUUGAAAGAAGGAGAAAAGCCUUACGCAGUUGGGAGCCAGGUGUUUCUCUCAGGGAUGAGAAGGGUUGAUCCAGCGGCUGCUGUGACUUCAAUUCAUCAGUGUGUUCGAACUGGGCCGUUGGAUAGGGCCCGCUACGAGGUCUUUCAAAAGCAAGUUGAGAUGACCAAGGUGGCUCGGGGCGUUGCCAAUGUGGUUCAUGCUUGGUACGGCGCUUCGGCUAGCGAAAUAAGAGGCAUUUUGACACAUGGUUUUGGCGGGCCUAGCAAGGUUUCUGGGCCUCAGUCUCGUGGUGUUGGUCUUUACCUGUCACAUUUAUCAGCACCUCACCUAAGUGCUGGGCGGUCGGAGCCGGAUGAUAAUGGCGAAAAACAUAUUAUUUUGUGCCGGGUUAUAUUAGGCAAUGUUGAAAAAGUUGAGGCAGGGUCUCAACAAUGCCACCCUUCUAGUGCGGAAUUCGAUACGGGUGUAGAUGAUCUUAGGAAUCCUAAGUGGUAUGUGGUAUGGUCCACCAAUAUGAAUAGACAUGUUCUUCCUGAUUGUGUUGUGAGCUACAGAUCAUCUGUUCGUGUGCCAGCUCAAACGGGAAGACUUUGCUCUAUUGACGCAUUGGUUUCGAGGGUUCAGAAAUACCUUACUCCUUCUAAAGUUGAGGAACUGUCCUCUCUGGUGUGCGACUUGAAGGUUGGAAAGCUUGCAAAAAGUGAUUUCGUAAAACAGUUUCGAUCAGUUACUGGGGACCAAUUGAAGCCAUCUGUUAUUCGGGAGUUGCGUGGCUAGAAGCAAGGUUCUUCUUAGAUUUCGUAUAGAAAUGUGUUGUCAUGGUCUAUACAAUUGAUAGAACCAUGUAUGAUCUUUCCUUAGAAAUCAUAUUAGGAUUAGGGUGAAAAUGUUCAACCAUACAAAAGAUCGUGCAGUUUUUUUUUUUUUUUUUUUGGGUUCACCUUAUCAUAUGUGUUGCAAAUAUGCUUCCAAUUUAGUCAUAACAAAAAAAGCGUUGUUCAUUGUUUGUUAAUAAUGAAGUUCCGGGUAUGUAAUUGAACUAAGGGUGUUCCUACAUCUUUUGUACCUAGUAGCUACACCUUUAGCUAUGAACUGGCAUCUGAGGUUGAGAUUGGUUUUGCUAUAUCCAAAAGGUUGUAUGGAAUUUUAAACAUUCUCGA
Prunus mume (Japanese apricot) is the source of this 1975-nucleotide messenger RNA. Its product is annotated as putative inactive poly [ADP-ribose] polymerase SRO3. The record is from RefSeq and is a predicted model, not a curated record. NCBI's taxonomy places the organism in Eukaryota, Viridiplantae, Streptophyta, Magnoliopsida, Rosales, Rosaceae. Gene Ontology annotation, molecular function: NAD+ poly-ADP-ribosyltransferase activity.